CUCCAAAUCUCCAAAGCUAGCCAAGUCUUGAAGACACGAUAGAGUCUGAUUCACACAAGCAACAAGUCUCAACCCACUAACAAUUUCUUCCUUAAGAUCCCCUGCCCCUCUCUCACUCUCUCAGACCCAGAAAGCAAGAGAGAGAGAGAGAGAGAUGUCAGCAGUAGUGGCUUCUGCGUCAGCAGCAGGUGUUGCAGUUGGAGGAGGAGAUGUAUGGAAGGCACAUGCGGCCAUGGCUCUGGUUCAGCUCAUCAACGGAGGCUAUCAUGUAAUUACCAAAGUAGCCCUCAAUGUGGGCAUCAACCAGCUUGUCUUUUGUGUCUACAGAGACCUUCUUGCUCUGGUCAUUCUUGCUCCAAUCGCCUAUGUCCGUGAAAAACGGAUUCGACAACCAAUGAAUAGGCGCCUCUUCAUGACCUUCUUCUUCCUUGGGCUAACUGGAAUUUUUGGCAACCAGCUUUUGUUUCUUCUUGGUCUUGGCUACACAAAUCCAACUUACGCUGCGGCCAUACAACCUGCUAUCCCUGUUUUUACUUUUAUCCUGGCAGUACUCAUGGGCACAGAAAGAGUGAAUUUGCUCAGAGCUGAAGGGCAGGCCAAAGUUUCUGGUACACUUGUAUGUGUUUCUGGUGCCAUAUUAAUGGUCUUAUUCCGAGGGCCUGCUUUGAUUGGAAGUACAGAACCAGACUUCACAUCACAAAGUGAGAUAAGUGCCAGAGGUCAACCAGAGCCUGUUGGGUGGUUGAUGUCCUCUUUCCUGGAAUUUGGACUAGAUCAUUUCCAUAUCGGAGUUUUAUGCUUAAUAGGGAACUGCAUGUGCAUGGCGGCUUUCCUAGCCAUUCAGGCUCCACUUUUGAAAAGAUAUCCUUCCAAUCUGUCAGUCACAGCAUAUUCAUACUUAUUUGGUGCUUUAUUCAUGGUGGUGACUGCAUUAUUUAUGACCAAUGAAUCAACAGACUGGACGUUGACACAGUCCGAGCUUUUUGCAGUUAUUUACGCUGGAAUUGUUGCAUCGGCCCUUAAUUAUGGACUCCUGACAUGGUGCAAUAAGAUCUUGGGGCCUGCUUUGGUUGCUCUUUACAAUCCACUUCAACCUGCAGCUUCAGCCUUUUUGUCAAGAGUUUUCCUAGGGAGCCCUAUCUAUUUGGGAAGUGUUGCAGGGGGUUUACUAAUUAUUGCUGGUCUUUAUGUGGUCACUUGGGCCUCCUUUAGAGAAAGACAAGCAGCUUUGGGUGUUAUACCGCCGAUUGCUCGGGUCUCCGAACCUCUCAUCCACAAAGAUGCAACAAUUAACAAGACACCAUUCCACAGAGUACACGUUUUACCAAAAUCAUCGUCAGAUUAAGAACAUUAUAUUGUUUGUGAUAUAAAGAUUUACAAAUUCUUGAAAUCGACAUAAACCCAGUUGAGAUGUGACAGUGUCUUUUCCAUUGAUGUGUUUUCUUAAUGAAAAGUCAGUUGAGAAGAUGCAGUAGGUAUGAACUGUCUUUUCCCCUGAUCCGUUCAUCUUCA
Rosa rugosa (rugosa rose) is the source of this 1512-nucleotide messenger RNA. Its product is annotated as WAT1-related protein At4g19185. NCBI's taxonomy places the organism in Eukaryota, Viridiplantae, Streptophyta, Magnoliopsida, Rosales, Rosaceae. Gene Ontology annotation, cellular component: plasma membrane. The coding region runs from base 155 to 1345 and encodes 396 amino acids. The record is from RefSeq and is a predicted model, not a curated record. The transcript has 7 exons. Gene Ontology annotation, molecular function: transmembrane transporter activity.